AUGUUACUUAAUGGCUAUGUGAAUUCCGGUUGUCGACGUCAAUUUGUAUUAGAUAAUGAUCGUCAAAUAAUUGUUCAUCCAUGGCAAAACAUGACUGAUAUACAUUGGCCAAUAAUUGUUUCAUCAUGGGAUGUAUCUUCAAAUAAGUUGGAAUUGCGAUGGCAUUGGUAUCCACCAAAAUCCAUAAAUGAUCAUAAUUUUAUGACGCAGCCAACAAUGGAUGAACGAGGCACCACAUAUCUUGUUAGUAUGCCAUCAGCAUUUUCUAUUAAUUCAAAUGGUCAAACAUUAUGGAUCAGUGAAUUAGCAACAAAUGAUGAAAUGAGACAAUUUGAAUUGAUCUCUAUAUGCUUAUCCGUGAAUUUACGUGCACGUGUUAUGUAUGCUGUUAUUGGAUCACCAUUGUAUCAUGAGGGUGAUAGUUUAUAUUUUAUUAGUGCUUUAAAUAUGGAUAAUGGAAAUGUACUAAAACGUUAUGAACUAAAUAUUGAUAGUAAAUCAAAGAUAACUCCGCAUUGUCCAAUUUUAAUUGGUAGUGAUAUGUUUUAUUUCUUCUGGUUAACUGGUGAAUAUCCAGGUUUAGUACCAUUGAAAGUGUCAGGUGUGCCUCAAAUAAAACUUUAA
Molecule: messenger RNA, 624 nt
Organism: Didymodactylos carnosus
Lineage: Eukaryota; Metazoa; Rotifera; Eurotatoria; Philodinida; Philodinidae
Source: the annotation of a GenBank genome assembly